Camarhynchus parvulus is the source of this 1272-nucleotide messenger RNA. Its product is annotated as galactose-3-O-sulfotransferase 4-like. Gene Ontology annotation, biological process: glycolipid biosynthetic process. The record is from RefSeq and is a predicted model, not a curated record. Gene Ontology annotation, cellular component: membrane. Gene Ontology annotation, molecular function: galactosylceramide sulfotransferase activity. Lineage: Eukaryota; Metazoa; Chordata; Aves; Passeriformes; Thraupidae.
UGUAAACCCCGGGAUUUGGGGCGUGAACCCCGGGAUUUGGGGCGUCAAACCCCGGGAUUUGGGGUGCAACCAUCGCGAUCCCAACGGGAUUCGCGGCGCGACUGUCGCGACACGGCCGCUGUGCCGCCCCCCCAGGGCCCCGCCCGGCGCCGUGCCGGCCCCGCUACGCACGUGGUGUUCCUGAAGACGCACAAGACGGGCGGCAGCAGCGUGCUGAACCUGCUGUCGCGAUACGGCGAGUCGCGACGGCUGCGCUUCGCCCUCCCGCGCCGCUACCAGUUCGGCUACCCCGCGCCGUUCCGCGCCGAGCGCGUGCGCGGCUUCAGCGCCGGGGGGCGCAAGUUCGACAUCAUCUGCCACCACAUGCGCUUCAACCUCAGCGAGGUGCAGCGGGUGAUGCCCAACGACUCGUUCUACUUCUCCAUCGUGCGCGACCCGGGCGCCGUGGCCGAGUCGGCCUUCUCGUAUUUCCGCGCGGCCGCCCCGGCCUUCCGGAACUCUCCGUCGCUCGCCGCCUUCCUGGCGGCGCCGUCGCGGUUUUUCCGCGCAGGGCAGCGCGGCAACCACUACGCGCGCAACCUGCAGUGGUUCGAACCGGCCUGCCCGGAGGCGCGGAGCCGGGCGCGCGUCCCGGCGCUGCUGGGCGAGCUGGAGCGCGUCUUCCUGGUGCUGCUGGCCGAGCGCCCGACGAAGUCGCUGGUGCUGCUGCGGCACCGCCUGUGCUGGCCGCGGCGACGCCGUCGACCUGUUCCCGCAACGCAGCGGCGCGCGCCCCGGCUGUCCGCGGAGCAGCUGCGGCGCGCGCGCGCCUGGAACUCGCUGGACUGGGCGCUCUACUCGCAUUUCAAUCGCAGCUUUUGGCGCGAGGCCGAGCGCCGGGCUGGCUGGCGCUGCGGCGCGAGCGGCGAGCUGCGGCGGCGCCGCCCAGCGCCCUGGCGCGCUGUGCCUGCAGGGCGGGGGCCCCGUGCCCCGGGCGCCAUCGCCAGCGAAGCGCUGCGCCCGUUCCAGCCGCCCGGCGCCGCCCGCCAUCCUGGGCUGCCGCGCUGCGCCCGGGGCGCUCGCGCCAGCGCGGCGCUGCCGGCGCCUGGCGCUGCCCGAGCUGCCCUACAAGGACCUGCUCGAGCAGAUCCAGUUCGGCGCCGCCAACGGCACCGCUGCGUGAAAAUCCUGGCUUUUCUGGAAUUUUCCCUUAAAAAUCCCCGCGAAAUUCCCUUCGAAAUCGGCCGCUUUGGGGCUGGAACCACCCCCGGGCCUCGGUUUCCCAUUGGCUAA